Molecule: messenger RNA, 830 nt
Organism: Hydra vulgaris (swiftwater hydra)
Lineage: Eukaryota; Metazoa; Cnidaria; Hydrozoa; Anthoathecata; Hydridae
Product: charged multivesicular body protein 3
Biological process (GO): protein transport; late endosome to vacuole transport; endosome transport via multivesicular body sorting pathway
Cellular component (GO): ESCRT III complex; multivesicular body
Source: RefSeq, a predicted model, not a curated record
UAAUCCGAAAAUACGUCACUUUUUUGUAACUCAAAAUCACUAUGGAGUUAUUUUAAAAUAUUUUUUUUGUUUCUACAUACUGGUUUAUUAUUAUUAUUAUUAUCAAAAUGGGUUUAUUUGGAAAAACACCCGUAAAAGACCCAAAAGAGCAGGUGCGUGAAUGGUCUGCUGGAAUGAGAAAAGAGGGUAGAAGUCUUGAUAGGACAAUAAGAACUAUAAAGUUGGAAGAAGCAAAGGUUCAAAGAUCAAUUAAAGAUGCAGCUAAAAAGGGCCAAAAAGAUGUAUGUUAUAUAUUAGCUAAAGAAAUCAUUAAUUCAAGAAAGGCUGUUAAUAAACUAUAUUCAGCAAAAGCACAAUUGAACUCUAUUGAAAUGCAAAUGAAUAAUCAGUUAGCUAUGCUGCGUGUUUCUGGUUCACUUUCUAAAAGUACAGAAGUAAUGCAAAGCAUGCAAGCAUUAAUGAAAAUACCUGAGCUUCAAGCUACUAUGAUGGAGUUCUCAAAGGAAAUGACAAAAGCUGGCUUAAUAGAGGAGAUGCUUGAAGAUACUUUCAGUGGAAUGGAAGAUCAAGAUGAACUGGAAGAUGAAGCUCAAGAAGAAGUUGAAAAAAUUCUUUUUGAAGUCACAAAAGGUGUGUUAGGCCAGGCUGGACCUGUUGCCACUGGCAGUUUGAAGGUUGCAGGUCCAAGUGUUGAAUCUGAUGAUACGGAAGAGCUUAAGGAUAUGCAAGCCAGAUUAGAAUCGUUACGAAGUUGAUGUUAUGAGUAGAUUCCUUUGUAAAUCCUUGUUUUAUAUAUAAGUAAAUAAAUCCUUGUUUUAUAUAUAAGUAAA